CACCAAAAAAAAAAAAAAUUCGCUCACCCUUGACCACCUUCACCUUCACCACACCCACCACCACCACCACCUUCUUCAUAACUCCUACCAUCUCAGCGUCAUCGUCGUUCCACGAUCCCCAACCUGUCUAAUGACCUCGAUCCCUCAGAAGCCCGGUGCCCACCCCGCAGGUCAGUCCUCCGCCUCGCCCUCAGCAAGUGGCAAGUCGACCCCCCUGGCUCCGGCGACUACUACCACCACUGCGAGAUCGUACGCCUCUGCGACGAAGAAGGAUGGCCCCGCUGCGUCGCCCGUGAGUAUGCAGCAGCAGCAGCAGCAGCAGCAGCAGCAACAACUACAACAACAACAACACGUCACCAUCGUCAACGGUGCUCCCGCCGCCGCUGACCACUCCCGCAAGCCCUCCGUCACCAUCACCUCCGCGGGCGCCUCGGGCGUGAUCCCUAACGGCCAACCUUCCGCUGCCAGUCGCCCUAGCAAUCUGCAGUUUGGCUUUGCCAACCCUCAGAGUUCGCCCAAUAUGGGGUCUCCUGCCGUCCUGGCCCAACAGCCGGGUGGUCUCACCGUCUCUUCUCCCAACCCGCGCGUCGUCUCUCCCCAGACCUCGCCUUCGCCCAUUCCCCAGCCUGCCUCCAGCGGCGGCCGGCCGCCUCCAUCUUCUUACCAGGGGAAUGCUCCUAAUUUUGGCAGCUUUGGUGACGAGAUGCGUGCCCCCCAGAGUCACCUCCGUCGUGAAUCCGCUCAAUCCACUCACAGCGAUGUGGGCAGUCAGAUGGGUGGUCGACCCGGUUACCCCCAUCAGGGCGGUCGUGGUCGUGGAUACUCGCAGUCGGGUUAUCAGGGUCAGAUGCCCUACGGCUCUCCCGGUCCGACUUUUCGUCAGACUCCCAACCAGCCUCGAGGCGCUCCCCCGAUGGGCCCUCAGUUCCAUAACCAGGGUCGUCCCCUGGCACCUCCCUUCCCCAACUCGCCGCAUCAGGCCAACCGCAGUCCCGCCCUGGCCAACGCUCACCCUGUCACCCCGAACAUGAACCCCGUCGUCCCCAUGGCCCACGCCCAGAUGCCCUAUGGUUCCUACGGACAACACAUGGGCCCCCAGACUACAUACCCCCAUGCCGCCGCCGCCUAUGACCACACCUACGGUUACUAUAACCCGGCCGCCUACGGUAUGCCCCAGGCUCCCUACAUGGCCCCGCCCUCUCCCCAGCCGCGCCCGGGAAUGCCCUACAACCAGCAAGGUCCCUACCUCCAGAACCAGUACCCCGUUCAGCCGCCGCCACAGGCCGCCCCGCUGUCCCGCUCGCCCUCCCAGCUCUCUACCGACCGUCCGGGCUCGAGUCUGGGUGGCCAGGGUCCUGCCGGUGCCGCUGCCGUUGCGGGCGCCCCCAACCCGGCCGUCGCAGUCGCGGCGGGAGGUCACGCCCACAGCGCCAGCCGCGGGGCCAACAGCCCGGCUCCCCCCAAGACGCACUUUGUCAUUCCCUCGGCCAAGAAGAGCGUGCUCGUGAUCAAGGAUCCCAGCGGGGCCGUCAAGACCUUUGACAAGACCCCGGCCUCGCCCGCCCGCGCCACCCCGUCCCCCGUCAAGAUCACGACUCCGUCCGCCACGCCUCCACCCUCCCGCUCCGCUGACCAUGCUCGCUCCGAUAGCAAGGUCACCAAGACGGACGAGGAGAAGAAGAAGGAGCUGCGCGACGCCGUCUUGCUGAAGAUCUCGCAGGAUGAGGCUGAGCAGCGCCGCAAGGCCGAGGAGGAGGAGAACAAGAAAAAGAAACAGGAGCAGGAACAGCGUGAGGCCGCCGAGAAGGAAGCCGCCGAGCAGGAAGCCGCCGCUCGCAAGAAGCAAGAGGAAGAAGAGGCCGCUGCUCGUAAACAAAAGGAGGAGGAGGAGGCUGCUGCUGCUGCUGCUGCUGCUAAGAAGGCCGAGGAGGAAGAAAAGGCCGAGGCCGCUCGCAAGGCAAUGGAAGAGCUCAGUCUGAAGCAAAAGGCUGAAGAAGAAGAAAAGGCCAAGGCUGAUGCUGAUGCUGAUGCGGCUGCAGCGGCCGCCGCCGCCGCUGAAGCUGAAGCCGCCAAGGCAAAGGAGGCCCCUGCUGCCGACGAUGAGAUCGACUUUGAUGCCAUCGAGCGCGAAAUGGCCGAGUUGGAGGCCAAGGAGGCCGCCGCCGAGGCCGAGUACUACGCCCGCAAGAAGGCCCAGAAGGAGGAUCAGGAGCGCAAGGAGCGUGAGGAGCGUGAGGCCUGGGAAAAUAACAUGAAACAGGCCGAACGCGAGGCCGAGGCCCUGGAGGAGGCGAAGAUGAAGGGUAGCGCGACGACCGGCGAUGAUGACGCCAGCCGCAAGGAGCGCGAGGAACUCUUUGCCUCGCUCAAGAAGGGUGGACUGGGUGGUGUGGGCACGCCUGCGACGGACAGCCCGGCCGACAGCGGCGUGGCCACCCCGGCCUCGGACAUGUCGUCGUCGAUGCUCAUGGGCCCUCCGGCCAAGCCGGUCAGCGCCCUCAAGCGCGACAAGCCCGCCGCCCUCAAGCUCGAGACCAACAAGGCGGUCGAGCCGCCGCAGCCCAGCGCGGCGAUGAAGGCCCUGCAGUCGGCGCGCUUCCUCGACGACCUCAGCAGCAUCGCCUACCCGCCCUCGGUCGUCUCGCCCAACCCGGCCCUCAACGCCAACGCGCCCGCCGACCGCCGCUUCCACUACAACAAGGAGUUCCUGCUGCAGUUCCAGGCCGUCUUCAAGGAGAAGCCCUCGAUCGACUGGGACGCCCGCGUGCGCGAGACCGUCGGCGACAGCGACUCCUCCCGCCCGCAGUCCGCCCGCACCCCGAUGCUGGGUCCCCGCCACUCCUCGCGGCCGGGUGCCUCCCAGAGCUUCGGCGGGCCCAUGGGUGGCUUCACCCAACCCCCGCGUCCCAUGGCCAUGCCCAACCAGGGUAUCCGCCAACCCUCCAUGGGUGGUGGCAGUCCCUUUGGCUCCUUUGGGGGCCGCCCGGGCGGCCUGCCCAUGGGUCCUGGUAGUGGUCUAGCCGGUGGCAGCCGGAGCUCCUCCACUCGGGGAGGCCAGCGCGAUCCCUCUCGCGCAUCCCGCGGCGGCGGUGGCGGCAAGAAACCCUCCAAGAAGGAGGGCAUCGCCGGCGACAAGGACAUGCCCCUGACGGCCAACAUGAAGAUCGAGGCCCUCCAGAUCUCGACCACGGGCUGGAAGGCUCGCAGUCUGGCACAGGCUCCCGGCCCGGUCCCCGGAGGCGAGGGUCACCUGGCGCCCGACGUGGUGCAGCGCAAGGUGAAGGCCGCGCUGAACAAGAUGACCCCGGAGAACUUUGACCGCAUCUCGGGCCAGAUCCUGGAGAUUGUGUCGCAGUCCAAGGACGAGUCCGACGGGCGCACGCUGCGCCAGGUCAUCCAGCUGACCUUUGAAAAGGCCACCGACGAGGCCCACUGGGCCCCCAUGUACGCCAAGUUCUGCAAGUGUAUGCUGGAGAGCAUGAGCCCCGAGAUCAAGGACGAGAACAUCCGCGACAAGAACGGCAACGUGGUCGCCGGCGGCAGCCUCUUCCGCAAGUACCUGCUCAACCGCUGCCAGGAGGAGUUUGAGCGCGGCUGGAAGAUCAACCUGCCGCCCAAGCCCGAGGGCGUCACCGAGGAGAUCGCCAUGAUGUCCGACGAGUACUACACCGCCGCCGCCGCCAAGCGUCGCGGGCUGGGUCUCGUCAAGUUCAUCGGUGAACUGUACAAGCUGGGCAUGCUGACGGAGCGCAUCAUGCACGAGUGUGUCAAGAAGCUGGUCGACUACGAGGGCACGCCCGACGAGGCCGAGGUCGAGUCUCUGACCUCGCUGCUGCGCACCAUCGGUGGCAGCCUCGACGCCUCCGAGCGCGGCCACACCUUCAUGGACGCCUACUUCAGCCGCAUCAACAUGAUGGUCGACAUCCCCGACCUGCCCAGCCGUCUGCGCUUCAUGCUCAUGGACAUCAUCGACCUGCGCAACGCCCGCUGGAAGUCCAAGGACGCCGACAAGGGUCCCAAGACGAUCAACGAGAUCCGUGAGGAGGCCGCCCGCGCCGCGCAAGAGGCCGAGAUGGAACGUAUCCGUCAACAGGCCAGCCGUGGCGGCGGCGGCGGUGGUGGUCGCCCGCCCAUGGGCCGCGGCGACGCCCGCUCCUUCUCCUCCGGCGGGUUCGGUGGUCAGGGUGCCCCCCCGCAAGACUUUGCUUCCAGCAAGGUCGGCACCGACGAUCUGCGCCGUCUGCGCGCCACCCCGCGCAACACCAACCAGCUGCCCUCCUUUGGGCCCUCGAGCAUGCUCGGCUCACGUAGCAGCAGCGGCCGCAAGAACUUCGGGCCCGGCGGCAACCUCGUCCGCGGCAGUGACGACAGCGCCGCCUCCAGUCGCAACGGCGCCUCCACCCCCAAGAAGGAUGACAAGGAGGCCGCCUCUUCCAUCAAUGCUUUCAGUGCUCUCGCCGCCUUGGAUGACAACAUGGCUACCUCUCCUCCCUCCAACCCGACCUCCCCCAUGCUCACCAAGUCGCAACCGGCCGACCGCCGCCCCUCGAAAGACAUGCACGAGUAGAUCAUUUCAAAUCCCCCCCCUGCUUUGCUUCUGCCUGACUGGGCCCCCACCCAGUGUCGGACGUAUAGUGUAUCAUUUCUCAUCCCGACUUGAAAGCACGAAACGAAAGCAUUUGAAGGAAAAGAAAAAGAAGAAAUGAACAAAAAAGAAAGAAACCCAACCAGAAACAAAAAUGAGACCAAGUUGGUUUGCUGGAACCCUUGCUUUUGCAUUUUCCUUUUCCUUUUUCUUUUCAAUACCCGAGAGCCACGUUUUCCU
Penicilliopsis zonata CBS 506.65 is the source of this 4825-nucleotide messenger RNA. RefSeq lists its product as hypothetical. Gene Ontology annotation, cellular component: eukaryotic translation initiation factor 4F complex. Gene Ontology annotation, molecular function: protein binding; mRNA binding; translation initiation factor activity. The transcript has 4 exons. The coding region runs from base 131 to 4567 and encodes 1478 amino acids. The record is from RefSeq and is a predicted model, not a curated record. Lineage: Eukaryota; Fungi; Ascomycota; Eurotiomycetes; Eurotiales; Aspergillaceae.